Messenger RNA from Mya arenaria, 1755 nucleotides. RefSeq names its product heat shock 70 kDa protein 12A-like. The coding region runs from base 1 to 1755 and encodes 584 amino acids. Lineage: Eukaryota; Metazoa; Mollusca; Bivalvia; Myida; Myidae. Gene Ontology annotation, molecular function: ATP binding; ATP-dependent protein folding chaperone. The transcript is spliced from 9 exons. The record is from RefSeq and is a predicted model, not a curated record.
AUGGUAGUACAAAGAAAAGGAAAAGAGACCACAAGCCGGACCAAGGAGCCCUGUGCGCUUGUUGUAGCGUUGGACGUGGGUACAGAAUACUCGGGCUGGGCGUAUUCCUCGCGGGAAGACUUCCGGUGCGACCCCGCCAAGGUCUGCACGAGGACAUGGCAAGGAGGAGCCAUAAUCAGCCUUAAAGCACCAACGUGUGUUCUGCUGUCGGAGGACGGACGGACGCUGGAGAAGUUUGGGUACGAGGCGGAGACGGCGUACGCGGAGCUGCUCGAGAAGAACGAACACGAGAAGUGGCUCUACUUCCGCCACUUCAAAAUGGCUCUCUGGAAUCAGAAUGUGACUCGGGAGAUGACGAUUGCUGCCGAGAACGGUCGGGAGGUUCCGGCAUUGACCGUGUUUGCUCUUACAAUCAGGCAUUUGGCGGAGGACGCGCUAGUGACGCAUAAAUCUCGGGGCGGCACGGCAGUUCAAUCUGAUGUGCGAUGGGUGGUGACUGUCCCCGCCAUCUGGAGCGACGCCGCCAAGCAGAUGAUGCGUGAGGCGGCAGAAAUGGCUGGUCUGCCUCUCCAGAACUUUCUUCUGGCACUUGAACCGGAAGCAGCGUCCAUGUAUGCGCGUCACGUUACCAGAGAGACGUCUGCAGAUGCUAGAAGUACAUUUGACGUCGGAAAACAGUACAUCGUGGUUGACGCUGGAGGGGGCACAGUGGAUAUCACAGUCAACGAGACGGCAGCAGACGGCAGCGUACGAGAGAUCCAUCGGCCAACAGGGGGCGACUGGGGAGGGGCGCGGGUCAACCAAACCUUCUUCAAACUACUUGAAGAAAUGACUGGAAUCCCCGUAAAAGAAAGCAUGUCCAAAUCCUACAUGUUGGACUACCUGGAGCUGUACCGGGAGUUUGAGGUCCGGAAGCGGGAGACUCGGGCUACGUCGGAUACCUCCGUCACCAUCCGUCUCCCUCAGGCGCUCAGCAAACUUGUCCUCAGGGAGAAAGGCGUCUCCCUGAUGGAGGUGUUGCAGUCCUCUCCGUGUAGCGAUCAGAUACAGCUGGUAGAAGACCGGCUACGACUCUCGCAUGACGUAGUGGAACACCUUUACCAACCUUCUAUCACCCAGAUAGUGAAACAUCUUUCCAACCUCACGCAGCGACCGGAAGUGUGCCAUGCGAAAUCCAUCGUCCUCGUGGGCGGAUUCGCCAACUCGGCGCUACUACAGGAAACAAUAAGCGCAACAUUUCCGGACUACCGUAUCAUUAUCCCUGAUAAGCCCGACCUGGCUGUACUCAUCGGAGCAGUUAUGUUUGGUCAUAAUGACGGCUGGAUUGCGGAGCGAAUAAGUAAACUAACGUAUGGGAUAUCAGUUCAUAGCGCUUUUGAUAACAAACGUCAUCCGGCGUCUAAACGCGUGGUACGGGAAGACGGUGAAAUACGUUGUAAAGACGUUUUCGAUAAAUACGUCAUACUCGGACAGACGUUACGUGUGAACGACGUGCAGAGCAUGGAGACGUAUAACGUCUACGAGUCGAACAGUUCUCACAUGGAUAUCACGGUGUACUGCAGCUCGGAGAAGAAUCCGGUGUUUGUGACUGACAAGGAUUGUAAGAAAGUCGGUAAACUGACGUUACCGCUUACUGGUUCCGGUAGACAAAGGGAGAUAACCGUGAGCAUGAUAUUCGGCGGGAGUGAAAUUACAGUAGAAGCUACAGAAGAGGCUACCAAAAACAUUUGCAAAUUAAAAAUAGAUUUUUUAUGA